CGGCAGCCAGCGGAGGGAGGCUGGUCGGUUAGCUGGUGUCACUGGGUCAGAGUUUCUCUCUCGCACAUGCUGCACAGAGGCGAAGGGGAGCUCUUCUGCACAGGAAGCGUCUGCAUGCACUGAGGAAAAACCCAAAACGCAGACCCCCCCACCGCCUGCUACCUGGCAUACGUGUGUGUGUGAUUUCGAGAGGACUCACGACUACAGAUACCACGGACCGCUCUUUACUGGACGUUUUCUUCCUGAAUGCGGAGAGGGUGGAGUCGUUUUGACAGGGGGCAGCUCUCCGUUGGCCAGCCGAGGGGAGAAAAUGUCACGCAGGGACCAGCGGUUCAGGAGAGGAAUGAAGGGGAGGUGCUGUGACUGCGGAUGCAUCCUGUCUCAUUGGUACUACGAGAGAGAUGGACAGCUCUUCUGUAAAAAGCACUACUGGGCCCAUUAUGGCGAGCACUGCCACGGAUGCAAGGAGGCCAUCACAACGGGGCUCAUCAUGGUGGCCGGAGAGGAGAAGUUUCACCCCGAGUGUUUCGCUUGCGUGAGCUGUGGGGCGUUUAUUGGGAUCGAAGAGAUGUUCACGCUGGUGGAGCGCUCCAAACUCUACUGUGGUCACUGUGCCUCCCAGGGCGUUACAUCAGCUGUGAGACGGUCCGUCUCUCCGCUGACCAGGAGUCCACACAUGGUGGCGCUGGUGUCCGUCCCUCCCUGUGCAGGUGGCAAACGAGGUCUUGCAGUCACCUCAGACCUCUGCCAAGACAGAAGACCUCAUGUGACUGUGACAGAACUCGACUCAGCCCUCCUCACCCCUGACCUGCAGUCCUCCAUUCACACUGGGGAUCGAGUGCUGGAGGUCAACGGCAUCCCAGUCUGCAACAUUUCCCUAGAUGAGAUAAACCGGGUGAUCCAGGACACCAACAGACCGCUGCAACUGACAAUAGAGCACAACCCCCAGCCGCCUGAGAACCCCAACACCUCCGACAAUACCCAGGACACCGUCAGCCAUCUUGACGGCCGUGUCCGUGACAGCAUCAGCGGAAACCAUAAACUCCCCAGUCUAGAGGAGGAACCAAAUCCGGAGGAGGAAACGGACGAACCAAUCAGAAUCAAUGUCUCGUCCCCUCAGCAGCAAGGAGGCAUGGGCAUGCGUUCAAGGAACAUCCUACGUAGCUGUAGCAUAGACAAGUGUCCCCUCCCUGCUGGUGCGAUGGGUCUCCUGUCCCAACGGAGGGACAUGGUUCGCUCCGAGUCCCUGCGUGUGGACCCCGGAGACAGGACCCACCGUAUAUUCAGACCUUCAGACCUCAUCCAUGGCGAGGUGCUGGGAAAGGGCUGCUUUGGACGGGCUGUGAAGGUAACGCACCAGGAAACAGGGGAGGUGAUGGUCAUGAAGGAGCUGAUACGAUUUGAUGAAGAGACGCAGAAAACCUUUUUAAAAGAGGUAAAGGUGAUGCGGUGUCUUGACCAUCCCAACGUGCUCAAGUUUAUUGGACUUUUUUACAAAGACAAACGGUUAAACGUCAUCUCCGAAUACGUCCAGGGGGGGACUCUCAGAGAGACCAUUGAAAAUAUGGAUAAAGAUUUCCCCUGGAAUGUGAGAGUGAGUUUUGCCAAAGACAUCGCAGCUGGAAUGGCAUAUCUACACUCCAUGAAUGUCAUCCACAGAGAUCUAAACUCACACAACUGCCUGGUCAGAGAGAACCAGAGUGCGGUGGUGGCAGACUUUGGGUUGGCGAGGUUGGUGAUGGAGGAGAGGAGACAGAAUAGAGUACCCUCCAUAGAGAGACCCAUGAAAGGGAGACUGCCAGAGCUCCGCAGACCUGACCGGAGGAAGAGAUACACAGUGGUAGGAAACCCCUACUGGAUGGCACCUGAGAUGAUCCACGGAAAGACAUAUGAUGAACGGGUCGACAUCUUCUCAUUUGGCAUCAUGAUGUGUGAGAUAAUAGGAAGAGUGAGUGCAGACCCUGACUACCUACCCCGCAACGCAAACUUUGGGCUCAAUGUGCCUGGUUUCCUGGACCAAUACCACCCUCCAGAAUGCCCUUCUGCUUUCCUGCCCCUGGCUGCCCUCUGCUGUGACCUGGAGGCAGAUACACGUCCUGCCUUCGCAAAGUUAGACGAGUGGCUUGAAAACCUGUUGAUGCAUCUGGACAUUGGUCUUCCUCUGCUGACCGAAUUGGAGCAGCACCGCAGGGCCUUUUGGCAGAACCACAGCUCUCACAACCAGACCCUUUCACCCGGCAAUAACCACUCUCCACAGACACAGAGACGCAGCCUUGACUCUCAUGGUUAUUCAGACAUCAUCAGCAACCACUUGCAGCCUGAUCACCUAACUAACUCCUCUCAAAACAGCACUCACCACAGUCAUACGGAUACCACGCAGAACAAACCCAACCACAGAGACACAGGAAGUAACCACAGCCACUCCUGCUUCAACGAGGAACACGUGAACCGCUCACAACUCAACAAAAAUGACAUUUCUAAGAGGCAAUAUGAACACAACAACCACUCCGAGUAUCUGAAUCCACAGCACGAGCCUUCACAGCAGCAGGAGGGCCACAGGCCGCCGGCAGGCCAGUCCCACAGGCCCAGGAGGAUAUGCAGGGUCGUGUGGGACAGGACCACAGAGGACAGCUCAUUUCUCUGACAUCUUCACAUCCCUGGCAGAACAUAAACUACAGAGGGCAUUUUAAAUGAACACCAGCGAUACUCUAGGGCAGCUGUGCCCAAAUGUAGGAAUCCUGUGGAUCACUCAGAAAUCAGGCAAAAAAACAUCUGUGGCCCACCAGUCUAUCUUAUCACUGCUGUAUGAUCAAUUAUAUCAUAUAUCGUGCAGAUGUGUAUUCGAUGUAGACAUCCAAAUCCAUCACAAGUAGGCCUGUUUGACAUUAAGGGAUUAUAAUAUAAGCUCGUGAAGUUGAAACGAUUCACAACUUGAAAACUUGGAAAAACAACUUCUGGCUUGCACCUGCAAAACAUUUUACGACCACCUGAGGGUCGCGUGCCACACUUUGGGAAUCGCCUGUCUUUAUUCAUAUAGGGGCUCAGCGGGCUCGCCGGCUUUCUUCUUCACGCCCGAGUUUGUCAAGUAGGCCACAUUUCAAAACACGAAACGAAACUGGUCGAGUGCUGUGUGCCGCACCGUGGACAGAAUGAUAAAGAUGAAUGGAUGGGGAUAAAUGAAGGGGGUUGUCUGUGAUAAUGGGCCUGACACGUUGAUUUGCUUCAUAAACUAGCAUGCAGAUUACUCUCUUUUGCCAGAAACUGUGAAACACCUGCACUUUAUAAAGGUGUGUUGCCUCGGUAAACUACACCUUAAAUACACGAUGUUCCCAGAUUUGGAGCAAUGUCCGGCCCGGCGUUUUAAACUGUGAAUGUUCUAAUGGUGACGUUAAAGUUAUACAUUUGUUGAUUAAUAAAGCAAAAUACGUGUAAACCAGUGAAUUUAUUAUUCGAAAUUAAAUUGUUUGGUGUUCUUUCUUUUCUUCUUUCUUUUUGGUCCUCCCCAAUUGUGUCGGGUCAGUUACCCCACUCUCCCGAGCCGUCCCGGUCACUGCUCCACCC
Molecule: messenger RNA, 3561 nt
Organism: Lampris incognitus (smalleye Pacific opah)
Lineage: Eukaryota; Metazoa; Chordata; Actinopteri; Lampriformes; Lampridae
Product: LIM domain kinase 1-like
Exons: 15
Coding region: 311-2644 (777 amino acids)
Biological process (GO): actin cytoskeleton organization; positive regulation of stress fiber assembly; protein phosphorylation
Cellular component (GO): cytoplasm; nucleus; neuron projection
Molecular function (GO): ATP binding; protein serine/threonine kinase activity; protein binding
Source: RefSeq, a predicted model, not a curated record